AUGGCCGCGCCCGCGCAAAACUUCACGGCCUCCCUCGAGCGCCUACCGAACGAACUGCUACAGCCCAUAGCCGAAGCGCUCGUCCCGCAACCUCCAUUGACCACCCGCUUCGCCCUUCGUCCCGUCGGAACAUGGGCCAGUCAAGAAGCAGAGGACCAGCGUGCGGCAUGGCAUCUCGCCCACCGUGAGCUGCUUACCUUCGCCCAGACCUCCCAUCGCAUGCUCGCCGUCGCCAGACCGCUUCUCUGGCGGAAUAUCCUCAUUUACAACGAAAGGGCACUCGUCUCACUGUAUCUGCGUAUGAUCAAGCAUCCGGAGAUCAAGCCUUGGAUUCGCCAUAUCACAUGCAUGGCCAAUAUCACUGGCACUAGCAUGAUCAUGGGGAUACAUCGAGAAUGGUCAAGACAAACUGGAGUGAGAUGGCAGGGCCAACCCGGCGCCAGUCCCGCUUCCAUCGGCUUGGAGCUCCUCAUGAUCAUCACUUGGCACGCCCCCAACCUAAGAGACCUUCUCUUUGCUUUUCCCGACCACCCCUUACCCAACCAGGAACUCCAAGACCCCACCGCCAACGACGUAUUACUCCCAGCCUUCCGCGCCACUAUAUUGAGCUAUAUGAACUCCCCCGAACCCGUCAACCAUCGACAGACCUUCGUCGCGCGGUACUUUCCCUUUCACCAGAUGCGCAACCUAUCUUCUCUGCGCAUCUACUGCCAUAGAGACGAACAGCCGAGUCGAGACGCAAGUUUCCCUCAGCUGCUCUCGCACUAUACCAUUGCUUGCUUACCUGAUCUCAAGAAUCUCAAAACCCUCGAGCUUUGUUGUUCCUCGGCGUCGAACCUCUUCUACGAAGACAUAACGAUACCUCCACUUCCCCAGAUCCAACAGCUUCGUCUAUACGGCAGCCGCAUCCAUGAGCCGAGGCUGGUUGCGCUAUGUCUGGCAUGUACCAACCUACAGGAUCUACUUGUCCAUUUCGAAGAGAGCACCACGGACGAUGACAGGGACUUGUUGCCCGAGGGGAAAACCCUUGAUGUUGCCCUGACCGGUCUAUCGGAUUCGCUGCGCAGCCUCGAGUUGGUUGCUUUAUCGGAGGGCCAUUAUCUUACGCGCGGGAGAGAGCGUCCGAGGAAACCAGAGAAUCACCGACUCAAGUGUAUCCCACAUCUUGGACGGCUUGAGAGCCUUACCCUCGACUACCGAGGCGUUUUCGGCACCCUGGGGAUUCUCGAGGAAGAUGACGGUGAGAGGCUAUGUCAGCUGCUUCCGCCAUCACUGCGUGACUUCACCUUGGUGUGCGAGUGGGGAACUGCUAAAGACUGGAAGCAAAGCUAUCUCGCCAACCUCGACAUGAUACUGCACGGCGUAGCCUGCCUCUGCGCUACCCAGUCACCGAAGCUAUCGAGCAUAUCGUUGGCCAUUCACUCGUGGCCUGCAAAAAGCAGGUUCCACAGACGUUUCAACAGAGAAGUCGAGGAAACAAGGCUGCGCUGUUUGAGAGCAGGCAUCACCUUUCGGACGUUCGACUUGUUCCCUUCCUAUCAGGAUGAGGAUGAUGUUGAACCCCUGGACGAGGGUGACUUUGAAGACGAGGACGGAGGGGACAUGAUACCCGAAGUGGGCGAUGGAGGCUUUGAAGAAGAGACCGAACUUGAGCUUGAAGAAGAGGAUGAAGCGUCCGAAUACUACUUUUCCGGCGACGAGGAAGAAGAUCCGGAACGCGAAGCACGGAGGCCUCCUACAUUUGCGGCAUUCAUGCAACGGUUGGGAGAGGACCAUGGGCAUAGCUUCGAUGAGCUUUUCUAUGCGUACCAUGAAGAUCGAUGGGAUGAGUAUCUGUUUUGA
Neurospora tetraspora is the source of this 1842-nucleotide messenger RNA. RefSeq lists its product as uncharacterized. NCBI's taxonomy places the organism in Eukaryota, Fungi, Ascomycota, Sordariomycetes, Sordariales, Sordariaceae. The record is from RefSeq and is a predicted model, not a curated record. Bases 1 to 1842 code for a protein of 613 amino acids. The transcript is spliced from 2 exons.